Messenger RNA from Danaus chrysippus (African queen), 309 nucleotides. NCBI's taxonomy places the organism in Eukaryota, Metazoa, Arthropoda, Insecta, Lepidoptera, Nymphalidae. The record is from the annotation of a GenBank genome assembly.
AUGAGUGCGGACACCGUGGGCGGCGGAAGGCUCGCGUCCGCUACAACAGCCGUAUCGCGAUGUAUCAUUGUUCGAUACUCCUUCACUGUUAUGAUGUUCUGGAUAACAGAAGGGAAUAGGAAGUCGACUCAUGUAUGCCUUCGUAUGGAGCCAACACACGGAAUGGGCACACACGCAUCGUCUCGUACAUUCAAGGGGUGGCACAUGCACCCUGAACGACACGACACUCACACCAGUGGCGAUCCAACCCUGUCUAAGCAGGCGGGAAAGAGAUCAAACGACAACUGGACGAACGUUAGAGCGAGUUAG